UGGCUGUCCGUAAUGGAGAAAAGCAGCGACAGACAGAAAAUUGAAAAAAUUAAAAGGCUAUUAGACCAGCUACCAAGAGCAAACGUUGUUCUCAUACGGUACGUGUUCCUGGUGUUAAGUAAUAUCGCUGAACUCUCCGCGGCAAAUGAAAUGGAUGCUUUACACUUAGGGGUGUGUAUGGCUCCAAGUAUUAUAUGGCAUCCUUCUGCAAGCAGAGAAGAAAUGACCUCUGCAGAAAAGCUUGUGGAAUUUGUGAUUAAAAACUGCCGCAACAUCUUUGGAGGACACGUCACUGCCCUGUUUGGAGAGUCAUCCGGAAUAUAAAAUACUCAGGAUAAACCCUCAGAUACAUCUAGCUUUCCAGAGAGCAAUACUUCCUCAUGUGAGAGCUUGAAGAAAAAAGCGACUGUGCUGCUGGCCCACAGUGUGAUGAAUCAAAGAAAAUCGUCCAAUUAAAUUGAAGCAUUGACUCGCUUAUAAUGUUUCUGGACUCUGGCCUUGAUGCCCUUGAAUUCUAAAUGAGCUUCAGAGCCUCCUGUAUGACUUUUAGUUUAGGUGGACCAGCCUCCUAAAGACAAGCCGAUGGAUGUAAUAAUGUGCAGAGAUAUUCCACCACAGAAUCCUGCCAAGAUUCUGUCUGGCACUUGUCCACAGCUGCAGCAUAUUUAAAAAAAAAAAAAUAGAAAAUGCUGUAAGCUGUCCUGUAUAAGCUCCACCUGAUCUACAAGGCUAAUUCUAUCACAUUAACAGCUGUGGCUCACCUGUAGCCCUAGCUACUUGGGAGCUGAUUUCCCAGCAGAAACUUUGUAGGACAGAUGAAGAGUUCCUAUCUUGAAUGCACUUCAACAAAUUUCUGACAGUGUAGCAUUCUUUAACCUGCAAACUACAGUUCGUAUUUGAUGGAGGAAUCAAAUCUUCUCCUGACAUGCAAAAAAAAGUGAAGCUGAAUAGCUCUAUCUUGAGAAAAUACAUCUAACUUCCAUGAAGAAAUAAAGACAGAGGAUAAAAAGUUGGAAAAGUUUGAAACUAAGCAUGAAAGUGCACAAUCAAAGUCAGGCCAUUCAACACAAUGAGGAGGAGGAAGAGGAGGAUGAGGAAGAGGAGGACGAGGAAGAGGAGGAAGCAGAGGAGGAGAAGGAGGAGUCCAAACCAAGAGUGAAAAUGAUACUGCUAAUGUUUUUAAUCUCAGAUUGAUUAUUCAGUAUGAAUUACUAAAAAGUUAAUAAAUCGUUCACCAAGUUGAUUAUUGGGGAGGAUUAAAAAGUUUAGAUAAAAGAAUGCAAUGAAAAUGAUCUGAAUUUCUAGCCAAAAAGUCAUGGCUGUUCCAUCAUGAAAAAGCACCAGUUCACGCAGCACUGUCUGUGAGGGAGUUAAGAGCAAGCAACAUCAUUUUCACUCUUGGUUUGGACUCCUCCUUCUCCU
Nycticebus coucang (slow loris) is the source of this 1422-nucleotide messenger RNA. Its product is annotated as rho GTPase-activating protein 20-like. Gene Ontology annotation, biological process: signal transduction. Gene Ontology annotation, molecular function: GTPase activator activity. NCBI's taxonomy places the organism in Eukaryota, Metazoa, Chordata, Mammalia, Primates, Lorisidae. The transcript has 4 exons. The coding region runs from base 13 to 324 and encodes 103 amino acids. The record is from RefSeq and is a predicted model, not a curated record.